AGCCAUUUUGGCUCAGAGCCUGCUUGCCUCCCGUGCGGCGGGCCGCGGUCAUGGCCGACCCGAUGGCGUCGGCACUCCUCGAGGCGGUGGUUCGUGCCGGCGGAUCUCGGCAGGUGGUGGCGGCGGUCGCGGUCGGCCUCUGGCGCGCUGCCCGGGCUGAGGUGGGCGGUGGCCCGCUCGAGGACAAGGAUAUCGAGGCGGAGGUGCAGGCGCGUGUCCAGCGCAUCCAGCCCGUCCUGAGGGCGAAGGUCGAGGCAGCGGCCCAAGGCAAAAUGCCGUGCGUCGACGGCGGCGUCCUGGCGAUGCGCAACGUGGCCGAGCACGACAUGUUCGGGGAGGGGGCCGAGGCGCUCCCCAAGACAGGCCUGGAAGCGAAGAGGCGCCAGCGUCAUGGGCGCAGGCGGGCCGCCAAGCUGGACAGCUCGUCGGUCUCGGAGGUUGAGGUGGACGACGGCAAGAAGUUCCAGCUGGAGAAGCAGAGCUUGGUCUCGGAGAUCCUGGUCCAGAGGAUGGAGUCGAUCGAGAAGGCGGUCAAGAGCAUUCUCGACGGCUCGGUGAAGAUCCCGUGCGAGGGACAGUGCGACCUCGGGAACACGAAGGAGGUGCUUGAGGGCAUCGCCAACCUCAUCGACCCGCAGGAGAUGUACCAGGACGACCAGCUGGCGAAGAAGAACGAGGCCCAGAAACAGAACAAGUGCGAGGCGCCGUACGCCAAGGAGAAACAGUUCUUCGAGGGCUGGGGGGACCCCCAGGAGCUGCAAGACCUCCAGCACACCCAGGAGGAGAAGGACCUCUCGGCUCCGGUGCUGGCGGCCGCAGUCAAGGUUCACUACCUCCAAGAGCAGCUGGCGAAGGCGGAGCAGGCCUUACAGGAGGCCGCGGAGUGCGCCUACGAUUCGAGGUUGAGGCCCAAGGACUAGGCCAGCAGUCGGUUCAAGCAAGGUAAGCCUUGGACACUACAUACGUGGCGCUCGUCUUGUUCGGGUGGCCACGCGCGUGACAGCAGCGCUGAGGCGCGGGCCGCCGUUUGGCGGCGGGAGUGCGCUAGUGGAGCACGCGUCGGCGGCGCUCGGCUGGCACGGGGCGUGGGCUCCCAGGUGGCGGAAGUGGCAGCCGCGCCACCCUGGGGAGCCCAAGGAAGAGGACAGUGUCCGCUAUCAGAGUCUCCAGAG
This is a messenger RNA of Prorocentrum cordatum, 1172 nucleotides long. NCBI's taxonomy places the organism in Eukaryota, Dinophyceae, Prorocentrales, Prorocentraceae. The record is from the annotation of a GenBank genome assembly.